AUGGUGAGGCCCUGCCUGACCGUGGAAAAUCAGUCAAAGGUGCUGCGCUGGCUUGCCACAGAGAUCAUAAACGCAAUCCAUCCAGAGGAGACGGUGGAGGACCUUCUUGCAAACCCGUGUCUGCUCCACUCGUACAUGCUCAAAACAUCCGUGGACUGGCAUUGGAUCUCUAACGAGGUUGGCGUGGACGAGAAGAAGGUUUCUCGUUGGUACUAUGAAACGCACCUGCGCCACAUCCUAACUAUAAAGAUGACUAACGAAGACCGUGGAGAGAUUCGCAAGAUUAUCAUCAAUUGGAUCCGCUGCCAGCAAGUUCCAGACGAGCGGCUUUACCAAGCAAUUCAUGAGAAGUUUGGAAAGAAGUACUCGCGUCAAGAGCUACGGAUGACGUACUACAAUAUGCUUAACAGUCGUUGCAUACGGGCCGUCCUUACUGAGUGCAAUAUUCAGCGUCCGACAAGGCGGAGAAGGCCUCCUGAAACAGAGCGUGCAGGGCUAUCUUCCUCGACCGUCCUUCACAUACCCGGGUAUGCUUCCGGUCCUCAACCAGCCCCCUUAGACCAUAGAAAGUUGUCCCAGUCAAGUACUCACAAGUAUUCUCCAGAAGCAGCCUCUUUCUCUCAGAUUGACGUCAAGGCAGAAAGUGGACUGAAUAACGAUAUUCCAGAUGAACCCGUUACCUUUAGUCCUCUUGCAUUCCAGAGCAUUGCCCAACAGCAACCGUACAUUAAGCUACUCAAUCUACAGUCAGUCCCGCUCUCCCUCGAUAUUAACGGCCAAUUAGCAUGCAUCCCCCUAAUCAUAGUUGAGCCAGGAGCCAACAUCUGGUCCAUUACUCCCAAUGAGGAGCCAGUGGGAGGCGCUGGACAGUAG
Messenger RNA from Giardia duodenalis, 873 nucleotides. RefSeq lists its product as uncharacterized. The record is from RefSeq and is a predicted model, not a curated record. The transcript has a single exon. Bases 1 to 873 code for a protein of 290 amino acids. NCBI's taxonomy places the organism in Eukaryota, Fornicata, Diplomonadida, Hexamitidae.